AUGAAGUUGGACGAAGAGGCGAAAAGGUCUAAAGUAACGUUUAAAAUCACGCUGACGUCGGACCCCCGGCUCCCCUUCAAAGUCUUGAGUGUCCCAGAGAGCACGCCAUUCACUGCGGUGUUGAAGUUUGCCGCUGAGGAAUUCAAAGUGCCAUCUGCCACCAGCGCCAUCAUCACUAAUGACGGAAUUGGAAUCAAUCCUGCGCAGACAGCAGGCAACGUGUUCCUGAAGCAUGGUUCGGAGCUGCGCAUCAUUCCCAGAGACAGAGUAGGAGGACAAGGAGACGGACGCUGCUAG
This is a messenger RNA of Nerophis lumbriciformis (worm pipefish), 297 nucleotides long. The record is from RefSeq and is a predicted model, not a curated record. NCBI's taxonomy places the organism in Eukaryota, Metazoa, Chordata, Actinopteri, Syngnathiformes, Syngnathidae.